Brachypodium distachyon (stiff brome) is the source of this 3306-nucleotide messenger RNA. RefSeq lists its product as uncharacterized. Lineage: Eukaryota; Viridiplantae; Streptophyta; Magnoliopsida; Poales; Poaceae. The transcript is spliced from 9 exons. The record is from RefSeq and is a predicted model, not a curated record. Bases 334 to 2955 code for a protein of 873 amino acids. Gene Ontology annotation, molecular function: NAD+ poly-ADP-ribosyltransferase activity.
GCACCGGCAGCGGCAGCGAUCAAACUUGCUCGAAGCGGCAGAGGCUCCUCCUGCUCCUCGUGACGGCGGUGGCAGGGCUCCGAUCCUUGUGGCGAGCAGGGCGGCGACCUUGGACCCUUCCAUCUCCUCCCGCGAGCGCCGCCGGUACCCAUCCCGCUGCCCCAGCCCCCUCGCUCCGUCGCUCGUCUUCCUCCUCGGGCAAGCGCCGCCAUCAGGAUAAAUUUCCACCGCCAAGAGAUCAAAAUGAAGGGAGACCUGUAAAUUGUGUACCAUAUUAGGGUCAGCUUUUCUUUUCGUUUUCUCCAUUUGUUCUGGUAGUAACCAAGCCAGCUGAUGGCAUCGUCGCAAGAACCCAAAUCCUUGUGUGUGAAGCGCAAGCUUGUCAACGACUGCCUGUCAAAAGAGUGCAAAUCUCGCCGAGUCCAAGUUGAAAAUGGACCCUCAUCUGAUCCGUCUGCUAAACAAUGCAAGUGUUGUUGCACCCGCCCUAAUCUUGCUAGUGAUUGUGACAAUUACCUGAAAAGUGGAGUUCCCAGCCGUAUCAUGUUUUACAAACAAGGUUCAUGGCAAAAAUUUCCUGAGGUAAUAAUGAAGUCCCUUGUUCAAGAAUUUAAAGGCCGCAAAUCUAGUGUUGUGUCUGUCAUGGAUGACGAGCCUGUUCUUGUUGAUUUCUUGUCAAUGACCCUGGUCAACCUAAAAACUAGAAAACAGCGAUCUGUGGCAUGGUUCGAUGAUUCUGGAAAGGGAUUUUUCCCUUCUAUGUUCUUUGAUGAGGAAACUGAUGGCGUAUACUCUGGUAAUGUGGAUGGUAUUGAAGAGGGAAUAAUGUUGGGUAAGCCUUCAAAUUCUCAACCGGAGGUAGUGAAGCAAGUAGUAAUUGAAUCUAGCUCCUCGAUUCCACAGAAGCCUUCCACUGCAGAUGUAUUACGUAAGAAGAUCACAUCCGUUGAAAGAGGAAGCAAAGACUUUUUAUUUGUCCGGGACCUUUUCCUCUCGGGUAUGGGUUCAUUUGCAACAGAAAAUAGCAUACUCCAUAUCCACCGCUACUCUCCGAAGGAUAUCAGUGCACUUUGUCGACUUCAAGCUUUUGAAAGGCAAAUGAGCUGCACCAAAGAAGAUCGUGGUGAUUCAAAUGUAAGAUAUGGAUGGCUGGGAUCUAGGAAGAGUGACAUAGUUAGGAUUCUUAUUAAUGGUUUUGGUACAACUGGAAAACCUGCUGAGAAGGCAUGCUUGAGCGCUGGUGUUUAUCUUUCACCAGAAGAUCGAGCCUUUACUAGUGUUGGUCUUUGUGAUGUUGACGAAAAAGGGGUGCAAUAUAUGUUGCUGUCCCGAGUGAUAUUGGGCAACAUGGAAGCUAUCACGCCUGGAUCACAAGAUUAUUUCCCAAGCAGCGAGAUAUAUGAUUCUGGUGUUGAUGAUUGCUCAAACCCAAAGUGCUAUGUUGUGUGGCCAUCUCAUCUUAGCAGUCACAUUCGUUUAGAAUAUCUUGUUAGUUUCAGACUUACCCCGAAAGUUCAAAAUUAUCUACUUGGCUUGAAGGGUUUAUGGUUUCACCCAUCACUGAAGGAAACUGCGAUGGAUAUUUCUACUCUUCAACCGAUAAUGGGCCAAACUGGUGAAGCGCCAACAUCCCCAUGGAUGUCCUUCAGAGUUCUGCUUGCGAUGAUUCAAGACAAUAUAUCAUCUGUAGCAAGAGAAUUGCUCUUCCAUCAUUAUGAACAGCUGAAGGAAAAUAGAAUUACCCGUGAAGAGAUGGUGAAGAAGAUGAUAAUAAUAGUUGGAGAAAAGUUACUUUUGGAAACAUUGAAAAAACUUCAUUACUGUCCAUCACUAUGGAAUAAAUCUUCUAUUGAAGUGAUGUCCAGUGAUCCUGCAAUGCAACCAUCAGUAGAUCUUAGAAGGAGCAUAGAAGAACAUAUAUCCUUGGAUAAACCAACCAGGAGUCGUGCAUUAACUCUUGGUAACCUUGGCAAUUCAAAGGCACCAAAUGCAAUGGCUGAAAGUUCUGCAGCUCUUAGCAGCAAAGUAUGCAAUACUCUUGUAGUAGUUACAGUGCCCAAAAGCUCUGAUUCUCUGCCACCAAAUGGUGUGACUGAAACAUCUACUUCUGCUGGUGCGGUAUCUUGGGCUUCCCCAAGUGUGGAAACCAGAGGUAGUCAUUCUCCUAUGCAAAUCCUGUCACCUGUAAACUCUGCAAACCAUUGUGCCAAGAGACAGGAUCCUUUUUCAGCUAUAAUGGCGCCUAUAGUUCGUGAUGGCCUUUCGAAGACAGCUUCUGGAAACUCUGCAUCACUUGGUGCUGAAGGUUGCAGUUAUGUUGCACCAAGCAUGAGACCUCGUGGUUAUGCUUCGCUAGCACCAACUAAUGCCUCAAAAAGCCGUGGUAUUGAUGCUCCUGGGCUUGGUCUGAAGGGCUCUGAAUCUCUUGGACCAAUUUUGGCACUGGGAAAUCCCAUAUGUAUAGGCAAGAAAGGUACCAGUUCUGUGCCAAGAAUGACUCCUGAAGAACCAGAAUUCCUUAACUUGCAUAUCGCACCACAGAGACCAGUGCUGCCGCCAGGCAAGGGCCAUAGUGAUUUUAUUUCUGGUGCCGCACCUCCAGUCCAUGUGCCAGGAAAUGGAAACUUGCCAGCUUUUAGAACUGAAUGCUGUGAUUCUCUAGCACUGAGUAUUGCACCAAUAAGCCAUGCUCAUCCAUCAUCAAGUAUCAACGAGCCAAAAUGCCGUGGAGCCAAAAUGCAGGAAAGCCAGCACUCUCAGGCACAUAGCUCAGCCACCAAGGGCGAGGGGUCUAGUGCUCCCACACCAAUAACUGUGAAUUGGGAACACCAGGCUGCACAACUUGGACCGCACAAUAAGCCAUCCGGAUCAGUCCUUGAGCGUAACAGCAGUGUCGCUGUAUGUACUGAUAUCGUCCUCGCCUUGCCAACUCCGCGAGAGAUGGGCGAUCAGUAGAGUAACAACCAAUUGCGUUUGAUGACCCGUUGGUUCCUGUCUUGGAUCUGUGUCGCUGUACAUGCAAAUGUUUACUCAUUUCAUGUGCUUAGAUUGCUUGCUGUUGUACAUUCUGUUGCUUUUGUAGAUCAGGUGUAAACCAGUGGGAUGAUCUGCUAGUUCUGCUUACUUAAUCUGUUAGGGUACAUAUCAGUCACCCUGUUGACUCUGAACAUAAAUAAGUUUUACCUGUCAGAUGUUUACCAUUACCCUCCUGUAUUCUCAGUUCAUUGUGUAUUCUCAGUUCGUCUGGACUGGACAUGGUGGUUGGUUAGAGUCUCCUCCUAUUUGACCAGUGGUGGAUAUAGGACA